CAAUAUACCCUUUGUUGGGUAAUGUUAGAUAUUUCAAUUACUCUCACUAUGUUUUUAUUGCAAACUUUUUGACUUCGUGAUUGUAGCGGAAAAUGAAUAACCCUCAGUUAGAACAAGAAAGUCGCAUAAAAUCAUGGUUAACUAGAGAGAAGAAUGAAUACAAGACCAAAGCCAACCUGUAUAGAAAGGAAGCACAGAGCAAUUUGACAGAAUUGAAACAGCUUGAAUGUCGAGUACGAGAAAAGGAAUCAGCUCUGAGAGUCCUCCAGGAUCAAGCUUUGGCCCUCGUUCUCAUCGAAGAGAAACAUAAAGCCCUUCAACUGAACACAAGGGUUCGUCUGAUGAUAUUGCAGUACGAGCAGAUGAAACGAAUGAGGGACAUGACACUUCAGUGGUUUUGUCAACACCUCUGCCCACCCUUGACAAAAAUGACUUUGGAAGAGAAGCAAAAGAUCGAAAAACAGGAAGAAUUGGAAAUCUACAUUAAAGCAAAGAGAGAGCUACAGGAAUAUAAAGCUCGUUACGGAAGGGCACUUUUGUUAAGAAACCGACCUAAGAUCAAGGCGAGUGAGGUCACUGCGAGGGGUGACUACGACCACCACCACAAAACCUUACCAACCUCCCAUAUUAUUUUGAGAACUCCCAAACCCACGCCUAACGCAAGACCAUCAGGUUAUGAUACAAGUUUCCCGGAAGCUGAAGACACCAGCAGUUCUGUACUUGAUGAUGAUGAUAAUGAUGCUAAUGAUACUCUAACUCUGGGUUCAGAAGAACAAUCUCAGGAAUCUUUCCUAAUACGAAAUACGGAAUCCAAUACUUUAGUUGAACACAUAUCUCAAAACUCGUCGUCGCAUUUUAUUACCGAUACACCAGCCGAAGUACAAAGUAUCCUAGAGCCACAAAUGCAUUAUCUUCAAGUACCACAAGAAUCAAAACAACUCAAAUCUGUGUAUCCUCGUAACGCGUUGUCAGAUGAAAUAAAUGAGCAGCAGACGCGUGCCUCAUCACCUGCACCAUCACGACCCGAUAAUUCGACUAUUUCAGACUACGAAAUGCUUGAAAAUUCUUUGUGUGAUCUCGUGCUAAUAAUUAUCGAGGAGCAAAGAAAGAAGGCUCAGGAUGAGAUGGAUCGUCUUGCGGCUGGAGACGAUGAGAGCGUCAUAAUGAGGUCAAACAACAGCGUAAAUCGUAUCGCAUCAACCAUGGUCAAUUUGAUGUUGUGUAAACAAUUUCGUGAAUUAGAAUCAGCCAGACGCCUUGCAUGCGGAGAAAAUGAUGGUCGUGACGAAUUAGAAAACUUAUUUUACAAAUUUCCACAACCAGUCGACUCUUAUCAAAUAAUAUCCCCUCCUCUUAAUGUAGAGGAACUAAGUGAUGUAGUUCUCGACCCCAAUAAAACUAUUUUAAGCCAAAUAGCUGUUGUGGGAUUGGGUGCUAUGAGCUCAGGAGGAUCAGGCCCCCCAAUAUUCGGCGGUGGCGUUGCUGGUGGACGACCUUUGAACAACUUUGAGGCCACAUCAUCAGCUUCAGGAACCAUAGAGCUUUUGUCACGACGGGACGUCUCCGACAGUGCGAUGGAUUUUGUAGUACAGCCAAGUGAAUUUGUCAAGGAGCAUGUCGUCGCUGUUGAAUCCGAUAUGAGCACCGUCGGAGGAUUUCACCUGCAUCCAGAACUCGGAGAAUCUCAUAUACAUGUGCUGGGAAGCACCUCGGUCUCUCCAAGUUUUGCCAACUUUGAAAAUAAAUUUGGAAUUGCGACAGAUACAUCUGGACCGUCGCGAAACAGCCAACAACAAGGCUCCACUCAACCACCUCCAAUAGCAGUUCAGCAGCAGGGCACAUCUCGACCAGGACACAAUUCUCCUGCGCGGGGAGCAUCUUAUCCUCCAGUCUUUUCAUCAGCGCCACAAGACGUGAGAAAAAGUGUGCUAGAACAACUGAGCAGCAUUCGGGACGAAGUAGACGCUCUUAGAAGAGAAAUAAUUGACGCCGGAAGAGGAAAUAAUUCAAGACGGUCUGGGUCACAACAACCUCAAAAUUCGUCAGAGCAAAGGUCACAGCAGCAACAACCUAGAUCUUCGUGAUGCAUUUAUCGGUGAUUGGUUAGAUCUCCGCAUGUCCUGUAGCUGUGAAUAUCCUUCGAAUAAAUUGAUUUUUAAAUCGAUAAUUUGGAUAUGACUAUAUUAAUGUAUACAUAUGCACAUUUGUUAGACAGAAGAAAAAACAAACACAAAUAAUGUUGUUAAAUAAUUUCUUUUACUUGUUGUUCAUGCGAUGUCCUUACAAUAUACUUUUUUUCUGACUGGAUGUGAGACAAGCUUGAAAAUGGUAAUUGGAUAUAUAUAUGUAUAUUAUUUUAUAAUGGUACGACAAAUUAAAAUGGGGUAAAUUUAACAGGAUAAGAUGAUAAUAAUAGUGUAUGUUGCAUGGUACGCAUUCCUAGCGUCAUAAUUUGUUGUCAAAAACACGCGUAUAUAUAAUAUGUAAAU
Folsomia candida is the source of this 2489-nucleotide messenger RNA. RefSeq lists its product as uncharacterized. The record is from RefSeq and is a predicted model, not a curated record. Bases 93 to 2084 code for a protein of 663 amino acids. The transcript is spliced from 9 exons. Lineage: Eukaryota; Metazoa; Arthropoda; Collembola; Entomobryomorpha; Isotomidae.